UGUUUUUAUUAGCUAGCUGGCAGACCACCCUGUCCUUCCAUUAAGAUCUAAUUUAUCAGGGCCUAAAGUCUAAAUCAUGGGGGACGAACAAGAGAUAAUGUGCAAACUAGAAAACAUUAUGGAAAUACGGAAUAAGACGGUACAGAUGCAGAAGAUCAAGUCUCGUCUGAAGUCAGAGUUUGAGUCCCUAGAGUCUGAGGAGAAACAUCUGAAGGAAUACAAACAGGAGAUGGACCUCCUAAUGCAGGAGAAGAUGGCCCAUGUAGAGGAGCUACGACUCAUACAUGCUGAUAUCAAUGUGAUGGAGAGCACUAUAAAGCAGUCAGAGAACGACCUGAACAAGCUGCUGGAGACGACGCGGAGGCUCCAUGAUGAGUACAAACCCCUGAAGGAACAUGUCGACGCCCUCAGGAUGACCCUGGGCCUUCACAGACUGCCCAACCUCAACGAAGAGGAGGAGAAACUCUCUCUGGAUUACUUUGAGAAGCAGAAGGCUGAGUGGCAGAAGGAGCCUCAUGAGCCCACCAUCCCAGAAUCCCUUGCAGCAGCGGCUGCCGCGGCCCAACAGCUCCAGGUCUCCCGGAAACAAGAUGCCCGCCAGACCGCCACCUUCAGACAACAGCCUCCUCCCAUGAAGGCCUGUCUGUCAUGCCACCAGCAGAUCCAUCGUAACGCUCCUAUCUGUCCACUGUGUAAGGCCAAGAGUCGCUCCCGCAACCCCAAGAAACCCAAGAGGAAGCCUGACGAGUAGACACACACACACUCCUACUACCACCUCAUAUUGCUAAAUUUCACAUAUGGACUUCAGUAAAACAUGUCGUCAUAACCUUUCCCCAUGCCAUGGAACCUACAUUUAGUGUAAUCGUCAUUAAGUGUUUUCUUUUUAACAGUGCUUGAGUGUUGAAAUGUAAUUGUUAACCUUAAGGUUUAAUAGACCAUAACCAUGUUAUAUGCAAUAAUACACAAUACUAUACUGUAGCUGUACCCAUGUUGUGAUUGGUUCUGGCGUUAAAUGUGAAACGUACUGCAUUUACUUGUUCCUCUGUAUUUAACAUGUGUACAUUGCAUGAACACUCUCCAUGGCUGAACUAUAAUGACUGUGUUGUAACUGUUUGUGAUAUUGGACUGUAUAACCCAGGAAGUUGUUCUAAUGUUUACUGAAGGCAUAAUGGACGGUCGAAGGACUGAGAAAACCACAAAGCUUAUUUGCUUUUAACAGUGUUAAUGUGAAACUUGAAUACAAAAAUAAAAUGUAUUUUGUACUGCA
Molecule: messenger RNA, 1267 nt
Organism: Oncorhynchus keta (chum salmon)
Lineage: Eukaryota; Metazoa; Chordata; Actinopteri; Salmoniformes; Salmonidae
Gene: zc4h2
Product: zinc finger, C4H2 domain containing
Exons: 5
Coding region: 77-751 (224 amino acids)
Biological process (GO): positive regulation of neuron differentiation
Cellular component (GO): nucleus
Source: RefSeq, a predicted model, not a curated record